UUUUUUUUCUCUUCCGUUUUCACUAGUCGAAAGUUUUCUGUCAGUGAAAUUGGGAACGAAAAUAUGUUAAAGUCGGAGGUGCAACACCAGUAUUGGAUCACCAAAAAGGUGGUGCAACGCAAACUGGGCAGCAAAGAGGACAAACACAUCAUCUCCUCGGACGCGGAGCUCGAUGCCAAAAUCGAGAUAUUCAAAUCGAUAAGCGACACCAGCUCGGAGCUCUGCAAAAUCAUUGAUCAAUACCAGGAACGCCUCUGCAUCUUGUCGCAGGAGGAAUGCGUCUUUGGGCGUUUCCUCAAGGAGGCAGGCAAGCGAUCAAAGACCACAGGAGGCAGCAUCACGAAUGCAGGCAAAGCAAUGUCCUUCGCUGGCCAGCAAAGGAUGUGCGUCCGUGUGCCGUUGCUGCGCCUGCAGCACGAGGUCGAUGUGUAUCGCUGUCGUGCGGUGAAGGACACCGAGCUAACGCUGCAGACAAUGGAGAAGGAGCGGACCGAAUAUCGCGCAGCCUUGGCGUGGAUGAAGCACACGGCCAGCCAGGAUAUGGAUCCGGAUACGGGCAAGGGAUUGGAUAAGUUUCGCACGGCCCAAGCGCAUGUGCGUGCUGCGAAGCACAAUUUCGAUGGCUACUCCUUGGACUCCAUACAGAAGAUUGAUCUGCUGGCUGCGGCACGUUGCAACAUGUAUUCGCAUGCUUUGGUCGCCUACUUGGCGGAGCUUAAGACAUUUGCCCAGAAGACGGCGGCCACGUUUCAGAGCAUUGCAAAUGCGCUGGUCGCCAAACCCAAAUACGAUUUCUGUGUGCUCAAGGAGCUGUCGCAAAACGAAGGAGCUGCCGAAGAUGCGGUGGAGGAGACGCCUGUGGCGCCCAUUGAGGCAGUCGAUAAAGAUCAGUCCUUGUUCUUUGCGGAGGAUUACCAAGAUAAACCCGCGUCUACUACGCCCACAGCAGACACGCCCACAACGACAGCAGCUGCUCCAGCUCCAGCUGCCUGUGGCGACAAUGAAUCCUUGCUCAUUGAGCUGUCCAAGCAGCUGGAGGAGGCGCCGCUCAUUGAGGCCUCUCCGCCAUCAGAAGCGACGCUCAGUAACAACAAAUUCUGGGCACGCAUGUUCAAUCAAUCAACUGCAGCGCCAACUCCAGCGCCAGCUCCAGCUCCAGUUGCCGCUCCCAACAAGUCCAAUCCAAGCAAACCGAGCCAGCAAAACAGCAACAACGCUUGGCUGGAGCUGUUUGCAGAUCUCGAUCCCUUGGCUAAUCCCCAAGCGUUCGAUUUGAAGCUGAGCGGAGGAAGACGCGUCGCAGAGCAAACAUAAGUUGCAGAGGUUUCCACAUACAUUUGAUUUGUAAUUAUAACAAUGAUGGUUCUAUUGGCCUACAACAACAAAAAAAAAACAAAAAGGGAAAAUGAAAAACUCGUUUGGAUG
Drosophila nasuta is the source of this 1425-nucleotide messenger RNA. It is a transcript of the gene ICA69, whose product is annotated as islet cell autoantigen 1-like protein. Gene Ontology annotation, biological process: regulation of transport. Gene Ontology annotation, cellular component: Golgi apparatus. The record is from RefSeq and is a predicted model, not a curated record. Lineage: Eukaryota; Metazoa; Arthropoda; Insecta; Diptera; Drosophilidae. The transcript has 2 exons. Gene Ontology annotation, molecular function: protein domain specific binding. Bases 64 to 1314 code for a protein of 416 amino acids.